AUGAACUCAGCUCUCUCACACUUCUCCUUCAGUGUGUCCGGUGACCCAGAAGCGAUGGCUCGUGGAAUAUAUGGCGUGGGAGUUGCACUCAGCCCCAGAGCUGAACGCGCUUUGCUGGAUUGGAUCCCAGUGAACAGUCGUCUCUGCGCCGUCCGGCUAUCCAGUUCAAUCAAGCUCAAUGCCUCGCGGAAUAAAAAGCGGUGCCUGUUUGUCGUGUCGGCUUAUGCCCCAACAGACUGCAUUUCUGAUGCGGAAAAGGAUACUUUCUGUCGAGAGCUAUCCGGGCUCAUUCGUCAGGCAAAAAGCACUGACAUUGUGAUACUUGCAGGCGAUUUGAAUGCUCAAGUAGGUCGUCUGAGCUCCUUGGAAUCACAUUUGGGUGGUCGUUUCGGAGUCGAUGCUCGCCGAACAGAAAACGGGGAUCGCCUCCUUCAGCUGUGUGCUGAUCACGAACUGUUUCUGGCAAGUACGAACUUUCAACAUAAACGUUCGCACCGCGUAACCUGGCGGCCGCCAACUACAAAUCAACCGUGGACCCAGUUGGACCACGUGGCCAUCAGUCACCGGUGGAGAGCCACAACCCAAGACUGCCGUUCUUUCUGGGGCACACAACUUGACUCCGAUCACGCCGUGGUGCGCGCACGCUUGACAGUUCGUUUCCCUUCAGGCCAUUGCAAAUCGGCAAGAAGCAUACCAAUCCACUGUCUUCGAAGAACUGCCGCAGCUCAACAGUAUCGAUCUGAGCUAGCCCAACAACUUUCCACAGUAAAACAAUACUGUGGUGGCAGGCCAGCGCAACCCACGGCUAUCCAUCAUAGCAAGUUGGAUAAUCUAACAACCGCCGGGCACCUCUCUUUGGGAAACUUUUACAUUGGCAAUUUCGACCAAGAGGGAUCGUCUCCCAAGUAUAAUGCCAAGUCCUGCUCUUCAGUUUUGUUCACUGACGUUCAUCCAGCCAAUUACUCAUCACUAACCUCAGCUGAUCCUUUGCAGUGUUCACUCACCGUCGAACUCCCGCUAGCCACAGAUAAUCUUUCCGAUACUUCUCGGCUUCCAAGGUCUUCCCAGUGUACACCACCUAUUGUCCUCCACAGAACCGAUUCCGAUCGUUUUCCAAUCCAGCAUGCCGGCGACCAGUAUUCCUCACUCCAAGUGGAGAACCCCGAACAGCUGAACACUUGUCUCUCAGUUUCUCCAGUUCAGGCUGAUAAUGGAGAACGUCCAAUCCAGCCCCGAUACUCCGAUGUUCUCACUAUGGCACAAACCGUUGCUCUCUGCGAUUCCGCACCGAAUGGCGAAUGGGGCUGGCUAGUCAUCCUCGGCAGUUUUAUGUGCAUAUUCAUUGUUGACGGGCUUUGCCACUCGUAUGGGUUGUACAUGUACGAGAUGGUAGCUGAAAGUCAAGUCUUUGUGGAUCCCUCGACUUCAGGCUCCGCGGCCCAACAUCUUUCCCUUGCUAGUCUUAGUUUCCCUGGAGCACUGUUAUCAGGGAUCACGUUGCUCAUUGGUCCAGUUGCUGGCGCGUUGGUCAACCGCUUCGACUAUCGCUCGGUUGCUGUAGUGGGUGCGGUGAUAGCAACCGUUUGCAUUCUUUCAAGCGCAUUGAUCACUUACGAUCUCAAUUGGUUCGCAAUUACCUUCGGACUUUUGGGAGGUCCAGUUGCUGGCGCGUUGGUCAACCGCUUCGACUAUCGCUCGGUUGCUGUAGUGGGUGCGGUGAUAGCAACCGUUUGCAUUCUUUCAAGCGCAUUGAUCACUUACGAUCUCAAUUGGUUCGCAAUUACCUUCGGACUUUUGGGAGGUAUUGGUUGCGGACUUGUCUACCUCCCUGCCAUCACUGUUGUCGGCCACUGGUUCGAUCAGCAUCGAGCUUUUGUCGUUGGUCUCGCCAUGUGUGGCAAUGGGUUCGGGGCGGGUAUUCUUCCAAUUGUUACGCGCUGGCUGUGCGAUUCGAUGACGUGGCGAGGUGCCCUGGUAAUCACAGCAGGACUCUUUUGUCAGGCUUUGGUUGGAAUCGCUCUCUUUCGACCACUGUACACACACGAACUGAUUCGCUUGGCUCAGGCAGAACGUCGUCGUUUUAGGGCGCAUCGUCGGGCACUGAUGCUGUCAAAUGUCCGUUUGACUGUAUCCGAUGUGGAUCACAGAUUUCAUUCACUUGCCAAUCAGCCCUCUUAUACAUCCAUCGAUCUCCUUUGUCCAAGCUGUUUCCGUUAG
Messenger RNA from Opisthorchis viverrini, 2217 nucleotides. RefSeq lists its product as hypothetical. Gene Ontology annotation, molecular function: catalytic activity; monocarboxylic acid transmembrane transporter activity. The record is from RefSeq and is a predicted model, not a curated record. NCBI's taxonomy places the organism in Eukaryota, Metazoa, Platyhelminthes, Trematoda, Opisthorchiida, Opisthorchiidae. The transcript is spliced from 8 exons. Gene Ontology annotation, biological process: monocarboxylic acid transport; transmembrane transport. Bases 1 to 2217 code for a protein of 738 amino acids.